AUGGUAGAUUUAACAAAUAAUAUUCAGCUUUUAUUAGACCAAGUAGUAAAAUAUAGAGGUUUUUCUGCAGAUACAUUCCAUUUACUAAAAUUUACCAAAGUAGAAAAAGGCCUUAUUGAAUGCGAGGUAAAAGUUGAAAAAGAAUUAACCAACACCUAUGGUGUUGUGCAUGGUGGAUGUAUUGCAACUAUAUUAGAUGGUCUUGGUGCAUUUUGUUUUGUUUCAACUCAAGAUGAAUUUCAAUUUGGUUUCACUGUUAAUCUAAAUAUUAAUUAUAUAGCUGGUGCAAGCAUUGGUGAAACCAUUAUUUGUAAAAGUGAAGUUGACAAAAUUACAAAAUCUUUAGCCUUUAUCAAAUUAACUGCUGAAAGAAAAGAUGGCACAUUAUUGUCAAAUGCAUCUGCUAUAUAUAAAGUUCCACCACAAAAACCAAAAUCAAAAUUGUAA
Molecule: messenger RNA, 447 nt
Organism: Dictyostelium purpureum
Lineage: Eukaryota; Evosea; Eumycetozoa; Dictyosteliales; Dictyosteliaceae
Exons: 2
Coding region: 1-447 (148 amino acids)
Molecular function (GO): fatty acyl-CoA hydrolase activity
Source: RefSeq, a predicted model, not a curated record